GGCCAAGUGUAGUGCUGCUGUAGACUCUCCGGGUGCGCUAGUGAUUGCAACGUAUCUACGGUAGAAAGCGAAAGCGUCGUCCGAUAACUGGAUUCUGGGUGUGUUCUGAGCAAGAUGCGGCUGCUGCGGGCCACACUAGUGGCACUGUUUGUCGUCGGGAGUGAAGUUCUGGCCACGCCGGUUGCAGCGGUGGCCAUCGGCUGUUGUGGCGAUCGGGAUCGGGAUCGGAUCGAUCCGCUCAAAUCAGAGGACUCAUUCAGCGAUGACGUCAGCCGGACCAAGCGAAAAUUCAAACCGGAAGACAUGCAAGCCGCAAAUCUGGUCCUAAACCGGUCCCUGGAACAGCGCCAACAAACCGCGUCGGUGAAGCAAGCACGCCAAGCAAGCACGGACGACAACGACGGUGCAGAGAACGAGGUCGAUGAAGACGGCAGCGAGAACGGUCCCUUGGGAGAGGAUGGCAAAGUGACGCUGCAGAUCCCUGGUAAGCUGUUCGGAAAUGCCACAAAUCUGGUGCUGGCGGUUGCGAAAAUCUUUGGCGAUUUUCUCACGAACACCGCCAUCCGCUCGGCUCGAUUUCUGCAGCUCUUCCAGCCCUUGUUUGGUCGCAAUCUGUACAUCCAGAUACCGAGGACCACAACCGAGUCGAAUGAAGUUUGAGAUUCUUUUGCUUUUAAUGUAGCUGAAUACUUUAUUAUAGUUCAUCGAAUUUAUAUUUACAUAUUACCAUUAGCCUAGGCGCGCCGUUUAAGCAUUUGGUUGCAAUCGUUGGAUCUUUUUAUUUUAUAUAUUAUUUACGAUAUUUAAUAAAAUGAUCUACCUAGGUUCUAGGUUCGUCGUUAAAUGUUA
Messenger RNA from Ochlerotatus camptorhynchus, 849 nucleotides. RefSeq lists its product as uncharacterized. NCBI's taxonomy places the organism in Eukaryota, Metazoa, Arthropoda, Insecta, Diptera, Culicidae. The record is from RefSeq and is a predicted model, not a curated record. Bases 115 to 660 code for a protein of 181 amino acids. The transcript has 3 exons.